Messenger RNA from Triticum aestivum (bread wheat), 425 nucleotides. RefSeq lists its product as uncharacterized. The transcript has a single exon. The coding region runs from base 138 to 425 and encodes 95 amino acids. Lineage: Eukaryota; Viridiplantae; Streptophyta; Magnoliopsida; Poales; Poaceae. The record is from RefSeq and is a predicted model, not a curated record.
AUAAACCCGGGCUCCAUUCUUUUCUGCCUUCACCAACACGAGCAGGCAACCAAACAAAGCCGUCGAUAGAUUGAACCAAACGUCAAGAGAGCGAGAAACAAAGUCAGACAGCGUGCAAGAACCGGGAAUCAACGACAAUGGACAAGGUGCUGGCCUUCUCGAUCCUAAGCGUGUCGCCCGCCGACAUCGCCUCCAGCGCCGGUGCCGGCGGCAGCUGGACUCGAUUCUCCUGGCGGGGGAGGAAGCCGCAGGAUGACGACCAGGCUGGGGCAGGGAAACAGGGCAAGCAGGGCGGCGGUCUGCGGGCGGUUGCAGAGCAGCAGCCAUGCAAGGGGAAAUCGCAGUCGCCGCCGCCCUCGUCGCGGCUGCGGUUUGCGCCGGAGUUCGAUGGGAUUGACUGCUUCGAGACCAUCGUGUGCCAUUGA